Neopelma chrysocephalum (saffron-crested tyrant-manakin) is the source of this 2072-nucleotide messenger RNA. RefSeq names its product paired like homeobox 2A (gene PHOX2A). Gene Ontology annotation, biological process: regulation of transcription by RNA polymerase II. The coding region runs from base 28 to 852 and encodes 274 amino acids. The transcript is spliced from 3 exons. The record is from RefSeq and is a predicted model, not a curated record. Lineage: Eukaryota; Metazoa; Chordata; Aves; Passeriformes; Pipridae. Gene Ontology annotation, molecular function: RNA polymerase II transcription regulatory region sequence-specific DNA binding; DNA-binding transcription factor activity, RNA polymerase II-specific.
GGCAGCCGGGGCCGCGCCGGGCUCGCCAUGGACUACUCCUACCUCAACUCCUACGAGUCCUGCGUGGCCGCCAUGGAGGCGAGCUACGAGUUCAGCCCCUGCAGCCAGGCGGGCUCCUUCCAGUACAGCCCCAUGCGGGGGGGCUUCGGGCCCGCGCCCGCCUGCGCCCCCCUCGCCUCCGCCAGCUGCGCCCUGGGCGCCCUCCGCGACCACCAACCCUCGCCCUACUCGGCAGUUCCCUACAAAUUCUUCUCGGACCCGUCGGGGAUCAACGAGAAGCGGAAGCAGCGGCGGAUCCGGACGACUUUCACCAGCUCCCAGCUGAAGGAGCUGGAGAGGGUCUUUGCCGAGACCCACUACCCCGACAUCUACACCCGCGAGGAGCUGGCCCUCAAGAUCGACCUCACCGAGGCCCGGGUGCAGGUGUGGUUCCAGAACCGUCGAGCCAAAUUCCGCAAGCAGGAGCGUGCGGCCAAUGCCAAGGGUGCCAGCGGCACCGGCGCCGCCGGGAAGAAGUCGGAGCCGCGCUCUUCCUCAGAAGAUGACGAAUCCAAGGAAUCCAACUGCAGCCCGACGCCGGACAGCACGGCGUCCCUGCCUGCCGCUGCCAUCGGCAGCCCCGGCGGCAGCCUGAGCCCCAGCCCCGGCGCGGGGGCACCCAUGGGACCCGGCCAUGCCCCACAGCCCCUCAAGGCGCCCCUCUGGGCAGGGGUGGGGGGUGGCAGCGGUGCCCCCAACGCGGCCGAGCUGCUGAAAGCCUGGCAGCCCACCGAGGCUGUGCCGGGACCCUUCUCCGGUGUCCUCUCCUCCUUCCAUCGGAAACCCAACGGCAUCAAAACAAACCUCUUCUGAUCACUGAGUCACCGGAUCCGGCUGCCCCCAAAUCCCCCCCAGCCCUCAUCCUGCAUCCCCCACCCACUGCCCCCGCCACGGACCCGGCCACGACGCUUCAGCAAACGGGGAGAUGGAGCAGGGACCGCCCCGCGCCACCUCCCGGACCCUGCGCCGGCGGGAUGGACCCGGAGCUGGGGCAGCUCCCACCGGCACCCGCGUGGGUGCUGCGGGACCGCGGGGGUGCAAGGCGGGGGCGGCACCGCCGUGCUCGGCCCCUGGCACGGCCUUCGCUUCUGGGGGCUCCCGGUGCGCUCCAGGGCUGGGGGCAGGCGCAGGGCUCCCCUCGGCACUGCGGGUGCUCCAGUAUCCUGGUGCCCGCCCCAGGAGAACCCCCUCCGAUGGGCUUUGCCGCUGGGCUGGGGGUGAGGAAGCACUUUAUGGGGCGGGGUCUGGGGGCCGCGGGGUGGGUGUUGCUGAGGAGUGCGGCAGGGAGACGCUCCUCGGUGUGGGAAGGGAAUGCCCCCCAAAUCCUGCCUGCUGACAUGGAUCCCCCCCCAGCAGCACCCCGGCGCGGUGGGACUGGAGGCGAGAAGACUCCGUUCCCCAAGAUUUUGGGGAGUAAAAGCAGGGCUGGGGGAUUCGGGACUCGCCAGCACUGCCGUGGGUGCUGCCCACGGGGACGGGGCACCAGAACGGCUGGCUGGGGGUGAGGGGGUGGUGGUGAGGGAUGGAAGCCCUGGAGCCGCAGUGGGACCCCUCGGGGGAGCAGGGACCCCUCUGAACAGCCGGUGGGACCCCUCGGAGGAGCCGGGGCCCCCCAGAGCAGCCAGUGGGAGUCCCUGGAGCAGCUGGUGGGACCCCUCGGAGUAGCCGGGCCCAGCAGCAGGAUGGGUGCUCCCACUGCAGCUGCCACGGGUGCAGUCAGGACCCCCCAGCACAACAUCCUGAUCUCACAAAGGGUCCCCAGCAGGGGACUGGGGUGCUGGUGGGCCCCCUUGCACCCAGCCCCCCCCCCUACACUGGUGCUGCCGUGCCGCUUGGCUUCGUGGCAUGGUGAGCAUGCUGGCAGCCCACCCGUGUGUCCUCGUCCACCCCCCGUCUCCCCCAGUGCCUCCGAGGUGAGGUCCCCACUUUUCUUUCGUUUUUUUUAACCAUUCUGUAAUUUAUUGCCCAUGUUUGCAAACGCCACCAAUCCAAAUAAAACUUAAUUUAUUGAUGCUGCUGCUGGCCCCCAGCCC